CAUUGCCAAACAGUCCCAGCUUCGGUCCCCGCUCUCUGCUACACUUAACGAAACACCCUCGCCUGACCAUCCCACGACGUCGCUGUAUUAAGAGUUUAACGCAACUAGCGUUAAUUUUACAGCACAACAAAAAGAUGUCGUCCCCAGCAAAGCGAUCAACGCGGAGUUCGGCGACGCCCAAUCGGGCCACUCGCAGCUCGCAGCAGAGAAGUAGCCCCGCCGCUGGUCCCUCGAACGCUGCCGAGAGGACGCCUCGUCAGACUCGGUCAUCGCAGCUGGCUUCCAGUCCGUUGUUCUACCAGUCCUCGUCUCCCGCUCCCGGCGCCCGGGCCUCCUCUCCUCUGCGCCAGAUGAGCAACAGCCAGAGCACCGCCCACAACGCGCCGAGUUCGCCCUUGCGCCAGCAGACCGAAACGCAAAGCGCCGGGGACCGGACUCCCCGUGCGAGCGGCGCGCUCAUUGGAGACUCGUCUCCAAUUCGCUAUGACCCGAGUUCCAGCCCCGGCCGCCAGCUUACCCAGCAGUCCGACCUCCGCAGCGACAGUAGUGCCCUCUUCGUGAGCUCUCAGAGAUCUGCUAUCAGGCCCCACCGAGGAGAUAUCAAUCCAGAUGUCAUCCGGACACCUCGCGUGCCGCGCCGCAUUAUCCUGGAUGACGCCGGUCGAGUGGUUCGUGACGGCUCUGCCCUCGGGUCAGAUGCGGCUUCGUUUUCGAACAACAAUCCGCACACCUCCGAAGCGGAUGCCCUCGGCGGUCCGAGCCAAAGCCUUGUCUGGGGUACCACCGUCUCGCUCGAGGACUCGUUCGCCUCGUUCAGGGACUUUCUCAGGAACUUCACCAAGAAAUAUCGCAUGUGGGCAGAUGGUGCGACGGAGGCCGAAACCAACGGCAAUCCCGAGGCGAAUUCGAAGCCGUACUGGGAGGCCAUGGAGACCAUGCUGCUCCUGGGCACCAACAAGCUGUACCUGGACCUCCGCGACCUGAAGGCGUACCCGCGCACUGUGAAGCUAUGGCACCAGUGUCAGGCAUACCCGACGGAAAUCAUUCCCGUCAUGGACCAGUGCGUCCACGACUGCAUGAUCGAGCUUGCGCAGGCCGAGAUGGCAAGCCAGCGGGCCGCCUCGCACAACACUUCCGCGCCCAUUGCUCCCCAGGCAUCCCAGAGCUCUGAGCUCGCUUUCCCAAGCUCGGACCGGCCGGAGGAACCGUCUACUCCGCGCCCUGCGCCACGGGAGCAGAUGACCAUCGAGGAUCAAGUCAUGCAGCAGCAGUACCUAGUCCGCCCCUGGGGCCUGGACAAGUCCAUCAACCUCCGGGAUCUCAACCCGUCCGACAUGGAUAAGCUCAUCUCCAUCAAAGGUCUGGUCAUCCGGGCCACGCCCGUCAUUCCCGACAUGAAGCAGGCUUUCUUCAAGUGCAGUGUCUGUGGGCACUCCGUCACGGUUGAGCUCGACCGUGGCAAGAUCCGCGAGCCUACCGAGUGCCCGCGCGCGCGUUGCAAGCAGAAGAACUCGAUGCAGAUCAUCCACAACCGCUGCGUGUUCGAAGACAAGCAGGUCAUCAAGCUGCAGGAAACGCCAGACGCCGUUCCUGCUGGCCAGACGCCCCACUCCGUGUCCGUGUGCGUCUACAACGAACUGGUCGAUUUCUGCAAGGCUGGUGACCGCGUGGAGCUUACGGGCAUCUACAAGGUCACCCCCGUGCGAGUCAACCCGCGGCAGAGGACAGUGAAGAGCGUGCACAAGACGUACGUCGAUGUCGUGCAUGUGCAGAAGGUUGACAGGAAAAGGAUGGGCAUUGAUCCUUCUACUCUCGACCUUGCCGAGGAGGAAGAAGCGCAUGUCAGCGGCCAGAGCCUCGACGAGAUCAAGAAGGUCACACCCGAGGAGGAGGAGAAGAUCAAGGCGACCGCGGCCCGGCCGGACAUCUACGACCUGCUCGCUCGCUCCCUCGCGCCUUCGAUCUACGAGAUGGACGAUGUCAAAAAGGGCAUUCUCCUGCAGCUGUUCGGCGGCACUAACAAGACGUUUGAGAAGGGCGCAAGUCCUAGGUACCGCGGCGACAUCAAUGUCCUCCUCUGCGGUGACCCUUCCACAUCCAAGUCGCAGCUUCUGUCAUACGUACAUAGGAUUGCCCCCCGUGGCGUCUACACCAGCGGCAAGGGCUCUUCUGCCGUCGGCCUUACCGCUUACGUGAUCCGAGACCCUGAAUCGCGGCAACUGGUUCUCGAGUCGGGUGCGCUCGUCUUGUCCGACGGAGGCGUGUGCUGCAUCGACGAGUUCGACAAGAUGAACGAUUCAACGCGGUCGGUCCUCCACGAAGUGAUGGAGCAGCAGACCGUCUCGGUGGCCAAGGCGGGUAUCAUCACCACGCUUAAUGCGAGGACGAGCAUUCUCGCGUCUGCCAACCCGAUCGGCAGUCGGUACAACCCGGAGCUCUCGGUCCCGCAGAACAUCGACCUCCCGCCGACCCUCCUGUCCCGUUUCGACCUGGUCUACCUCAUCCUCGACCGCGUCGAUGAGAAGACUGAUCAGCGGCUAGCUCGCCAUCUCCUGUCCAUGUACCUGGAGGACAAGCCUGAGUCGGCGCAGACCAACAACGACAUCUUGCCCGUCGAAUUCCUGACCUCGUACAUCUCCUACGCCCGCGCCAACAUCCACCCGACCAUCACACCGGAAGCCGGCCGCGAGCUGGUCGACGCCUACGUCGAGAUGCGCAAGCUGGGGCAGGACGUGCGCGCCGCCGAGAAGCGCAUCACGGCGACGACGCGGCAGCUCGAGUCCAUGAUCCGGCUGUCCGAGGCGCACGCCAAGAUGCGCCUGUCGGAGACGGUCACGGCGGACGACGUCCGCGAGGCCGUGCGGCUGAUCAAGACGGCGCUCAAGACGGCCGCAACCGACGCGCAGGGCCGCAUCGACAUGAGCCUGCUGACCGAGGGCACGAGCGCGGCCGAGCGCAAGCGCAAGGCCGACAUGAAGGACGCCGUCGUCCGCCUGCUGGACGAGCUGACGGCCGGCGGGCAGACGGUGCGCUUCUCCGAGCUGGCGCGGAAGUUUGCCGAGGGCGCCAACGUGCUGAUUGAGCCGGGCGAGUUUGCCGAGGUGAUGCGGACGCUGGAGAUGGAGGGCGCCGUCAUGAUCAGCGGGGAGGGCGCCCGGAAGAGCGUGAGGCGCGUUACGGCGACUGUUUGAUGAGGGAAUUCCAAUGCAGCGGGCGGGACAGGUGGUAUCAUGACAUAUUGGUAUGGUUGUUCCAAGGUAGCAGGCUUCUUUGUGUGGUUACAGUGCGACGACGGCGUAUGGUAUCUGUUUCUCCUCCAGUGGUGUCGGACUAAAUAAACUCGCAUACAAUUGCAG
Molecule: messenger RNA, 3356 nt
Organism: Chaetomium strumarium
Lineage: Eukaryota; Fungi; Ascomycota; Sordariomycetes; Sordariales; Chaetomiaceae
Product: MCM2/3/5 family-domain-containing protein
Exons: 3
Coding region: 135-3191 (1018 amino acids)
Biological process (GO): DNA strand elongation involved in DNA replication; double-strand break repair via break-induced replication; mitotic DNA replication initiation
Cellular component (GO): MCM complex; nucleus
Molecular function (GO): single-stranded DNA binding; ATP binding; single-stranded DNA helicase activity
Source: RefSeq, a predicted model, not a curated record